Molecule: messenger RNA, 912 nt
Organism: Cantharellus anzutake
Lineage: Eukaryota; Fungi; Basidiomycota; Agaricomycetes; Cantharellales; Hydnaceae
Exons: 1
Coding region: 334-852 (172 amino acids)
Source: RefSeq, a predicted model, not a curated record
GGACGAAAGAGCGGGACUACCGAAUGGACGGAGGCGAGAGGUGAGGCUGGGAAGUGACAAAGGACUCAUUUUCUUUGGCAUGUAUAGCUGGUUGGAUCACUUGUAGUUGCAUGGUUAUGGGCUUUACACGCAUCCAUAUCGCCGCGAACAGUGUGGCUCACGUCUUGGUCGAGUUUGCUUCCGUUCGAUGGCGGGACACCUAUUUAGGCCUGACGUGAAACAGCACUGUGAACUAAUUCUCCGCACGGACAUUGACUGGAUACAGCACACUGUUUCUUCACAUUCAUUAAUCGCAUAACUAGCUAUCUAACGGAAACAGUCUCACUAUACAUAAUGCACAUGUUCAUCACGCCGAACAUCACGAACGGAACGUGUGAGGCGUACUUCAUGAAUCGGUCGGAGUGCGCCAACCUGUCCAAUAUCACUGGAAACGUGCCCGACACCUCCAAGCAUCCUCUUCAUGAUAUUCAAGAUCCCUAUCCUCCACAGCAUGUCGGAUUUACGCGUCCAAAGCCCAUUCAAACCGCAUUUGGCAUAAUCUUUCUCGUUCUUGUUCUCACCGCUUUCGGUUAUGGCUUCUACGUCUUCUGGAAAAAGAUUCUGACCGUCAACAGGUCUCAAGGAAAGGACAUGGGUGCCUUUUCUGUUAACAGCAAAGUAGCUCCGCUCGUUAGUUCGGAGGAUGUGGAGCUUUCUGCCGCGAAGCCAUCUGCUCGCUCUAAGCAUUAUGUCAGAUUCAACUUGGACGACUCAGAUGCGCACAGUGUUAGUUCUUCGACGACCCAUUCUGGAUAUGGCAAGGUAUCCCCGAAGGUACGCCUGGACAACUUGGUGCACGUUGCUGGCCCCUGAGAUAACCUCCCGGAAUCAGAGCGAGAAUAUCGCGUAAUACUUAUUCGCCCCUCAUGAUGA